This is a messenger RNA of Scophthalmus maximus (turbot), 6903 nucleotides long. RefSeq names its product coiled-coil domain-containing protein 149. Gene Ontology annotation, cellular component: IRE1-TRAF2-ASK1 complex. The coding region runs from base 4123 to 5826 and encodes 567 amino acids. Lineage: Eukaryota; Metazoa; Chordata; Actinopteri; Pleuronectiformes; Scophthalmidae. Gene Ontology annotation, molecular function: ATP binding; protein serine/threonine kinase activity; RNA endonuclease activity. The record is from RefSeq and is a predicted model, not a curated record. Gene Ontology annotation, biological process: intrinsic apoptotic signaling pathway in response to endoplasmic reticulum stress; mRNA processing; IRE1-mediated unfolded protein response. The transcript is spliced from 19 exons.
UAUGCAUCUUCAGUUGUGAAAACGCCCUUGAGGGAAACAUGUGUGGAGUGACUUCAGGAGGAAAAUCAACAAGUAAAAGCAUAAAAGUGUGGGAGGGAUCUCCCAGUCCCUCCACAGCAGAAUGUAUCCUCUUCCUGUUUAUGGGAGGAGCAGGAAAGAGAAAGACAGAGAGAGAGAGAGACAGAGGCAGGGUCAGAGAAAAAGAGAUCGGCGAAAAUACAGAAACAGUUUUCAUAGCUAUUAUUCAUACCACAGAGGACACUCCAUUUCAACACAGUGAUCUGAAGCAGAGAAAUGGAUAUUGUUCAGCGGAUUCAACUGGCCCCACCAACAAUCACACAUGAUAUAAUACAGUGUGUAAUUGAUGAAGACCUGAAAGUCCUCAAAAGGUUACUGAAGGUCAAUGACAUCAACAUGACCUUCCCAUGCAAAGAGUUGGGUGAUUAUAUAACCCCACUGAUUGCUGCUGUUGCAUAUCAAAAAAUUGAAAUUUGCAAGUACCUUCUAGGUCAGGAUGCAAACCCAAAUGUUGUUUCCAAGAAGUGCUUGACACCUUUGCAUUACGUCUCACUAUCCAAAGCACCGUCAACUUUUGUCAGGAAACUACUUGAGGCAAGAGCUAAUCCAGACGGAUGGCCUCUACAAAAAAUCUCCCCUCUGCAAUUUGCAGCUAUUCUUGACAGGGAUGAUGUCAUGAAGGAGCUUCUCUCUGCUGGUGCACUGAUAACUUUAUUGCACGUUACUUUACCUGAGGAUUUGUCUCACAAUAUAAAAAUAGCUCAGAUGACGAGUCAUUUGGCAUCAAGUGGACAUGAACUAUGCUCCAAAGUAAGAGAAUUUUUUGAAAUGCAAAUUGCUGUGGAAAAAGGACAAGAACCUGAAAAAGUUUUUAGAGAUUUUAGCAGUAGUUUGCUAAUGGAGGAACCUCAGACUCAUCUCAACAUGAUUGAAGUACUCUUUUGUGCAUUUGGGAAAAAUGAGGAAAAAUUCCGCCAGGGAUGCAUCAAAUGGCUGAGGGAUGGUGACAACUUGAACUCCUACAUUGCCGGUGCAGUGAGACGCUUUCCAAGAGUUCACCAGGGAUAUGUACAUGUGCUUGUCAAAAGUUUACAUGCAGUCUUCUGCACAAUGGAGGCGAUACCAACUGAGCAAGCACUAGCUAUCAUCCCCCAACUGCUGGAUCGACUCUCCUCAAAAGAGGCAUGUGAUAUCACGCUGUUAGAAGCUGUUCAGCAAACACUAUAUGUGAUAACACAGAAAACACAGGUCACAAAUGGCUGGCAUCCCAGUUUUAUUGAGAAGUUAUGUGUGACAGUCGCUCCUUUUGCGAAUGAUCGAUUCUCCUCCGACGUUCGAGUCUACACCUAUGGCAUAGUAGGAAACUUGCUUUCAGAUGAACUCGCUGUUAACAUCUUAACAUCAGCGGGGAUAACUUCAGUGCCCGAGGAAAUACUGGCCUCUGCAGAUAUGAAAAUGAAUGACAAGCUGAAAGACGUGCUCAGACGGUUGAAAAAUCAUUUGAGCAAACAAAAUGGGGAGUGUGAAGAAUCCAGAAAAAAGAAGAAGAAGAAGAAGAAGAAAAAGAAGAAGACAGAAAAGCAUGAAGACCCAAAUGACGAAGUGUGCAGCACUUCAACUGAUCAAACAGCAGUUCCUGACAAAUCCCCAGUAACACAAAAGUGGCUACAAAUUAGCAAGAGGUGGAGGGAAAAAUUACAGAAAUUACACGGACUUGUGAGCACUGAUGAAAGUAAAGUCACCAGGAUUGGGAGCCUCGUUUACGUAAAUGAUGCAGAAUUUCGCAUAGCGAAGGGAAGUGAUGGUACUGAAGUCUUCUUGGGACUGAAAGGUGAUGGCACUGAAGUUGCAAUUAAGAGAAUGUCCAAAAGCAACUAUGAUGUGCUGAAGAAUGAGGAAGUACUUCUGCGACAUCCAAAGCUGUUCGAUAGCUGUAUCGUACGAUAUGUUGACUUUGCAGAGGAUGAGAACUUUGGGUAUCUUUGUCUCCAGCUUUGUGAAUACACCCUGGAAGAACAUAUCAGUAACAAUGAUGGCAGUCUGCGUCUAGAGGAACUUGUCUAUGACGUUCUUGACAGUUUAAGGUCGCUUCAUUGUCUAGAGCCACAAAUUCUCCACCGAGAUCUCAAACCACAAAAUGUUUUGAUUGAUGUGAACGGAAGAGCGAGAUUAGCUGAUUUUGGCAUUAGCAGACGUUUACCCAAAGACCAAACAACGCAUCACACACGCAGUGCAGGAACCGAAGGCUGGAUGGCCACAGAGACUUUAAAAGAAGGAGUUGACAUAGGAUACAAGUGGAGCACAGACGUACAGGUGGCAGGGAUGCUGAUUUAUUUCAUCCUCUCUGGAGGAGGCCAUCCUUUUGGUGGACCCUUUGAGCGUGUGUACAACAUUCAUCAAGGGACGCACACGUUGGAUCGUCUUCAAGAUGUGGUGGCAAAAGAUCUCAUCGAGGGGAUGAUCGAUAGAGAACCAGAAAAAAGACCUAAAGUGGAAAAAUGUUUGAGACAUCCAUUCUUCUGGACCAGCGCAAAGAAAGUAGAAUACUUGAGAAAAGUUGGAAACGAGAAAGAGGUGGCAAUCCGUCGAAAUACAAACCAAGAAUUGAUUUCUUCACUGGAAGAAUGUGCUGGGGGUGUAUCCUACAAUCAGUGGAGAGAUAAGUUUUCUUCAGACUUGGUCCAGAUGGUGGAUGACAGGAAGAAACCCUACGCCGAAAGCAUACUGGGAUUACUUCGCUUUAUACGGAACCUCCUUGAGCACAAUCCCAAGGAAGCAGCCAAAGUUGAUCUGAUGUCACUGUUUCCUCAUCUCUUUGGAUGUGUUUAUAAGUUCUCCAAAAGCCAAGGGUGGAAUUCAGAGAGUCCACUGAGGGAAAUGUUCACAGCAGAGGCGACAAUAGGCCCCACCAGUGAUGUAUUGUCACCCACCAACUAUGAAGAUCAAGUCAACCUCGCUGUUCAAGAAUCUCAGCACAGUUUUACUGAGCCAACCACACUUGCCACCAGGAGCAUCACUGGAGACAAGACUUAAUAUAUAAAUUUGAAUGAACUGCUGACAGAUGAGGUAAGGCCUCAAAUUAAGAUUCCAUUGAAAAUAAAGUGAUUCAUCUGUUUCACUGUUCUCAGGUAAAACUAUGCUCAAUCCAUCAAUUGUCAUGCAGAUUUUCAUCUUUCAUAUAUAUUACAUAAUAUAUUCUAUAUUACAACAAUUCAGUAUGGUAUAGUAUGAGACAAGAAAUAGAUUUGAAUGCUUUUUCUUUUGGUUUUUUGCAGUUGAUCACACUGGCUUUGAGAUUUUGAUCGAAGUUCAUUUUGGUGCAACUUAUUUAAAAAAAAAAAUUUUUUACUUACCAUUUCUAUCACAUACAACAUAUGUUCUUGAGAUGUGGACUGUUGUUCAUAUUGUUUUUUUCCCUGUCAGUUACUUUGUUUUUUUUUUAAGUAAGGUUAGUGUAAAUGAGAAUUUGUAAAAGUUUUAUCUUGACUAUAUACAAGUGUAAAAAUAUUAUUGUAAGAAGUGUUUAAUCUUGUCAGGGUACAAUAUCAGUAAAAGAUCAUCUUGUAAGGAAUUCAACAUAUGUUAACAGUCUUACCAAAUGAGAACUGCGACACAGUUCAGACACAUUAAUGCUAUUAAAAUCAAAGUAAAUAUGAAUAGAAUAAUAAAUAUUCUCCUCUUUUGGCUCAUUAUUCUGCAAAUUAUUCUCCAACAUAUGCGCGCAGCUUUGUGCUUUUAUUGUGAAGGAACCUUCGAUUUUCCUCUUGUCAUCGCUAUAAUUCCUCCUCAGAAGUUCUCUGGCGCAAUAUUUCCCUUAUAUUGCGCGCUAUCCAGUGUCUGACGUUAAAACUGCUUCACAUUUACUCAAGAAUUAUCGCUCAAAAGCAGUUUGAAUCGAUAUUUGUCUUGUCUUUAUUUUGUACCGGAAGUAAAAAAAACAACAACCCCAUUUCAUUCCGCGAGACUUGACAGGAGAGGAGAGCCACCACCAAAAGUGACGUUGCAGGACAAACAAACUAGAGCAGGCGAGGCAACUCGGGCGGCGGCACCGCGGGCAGACGGCCUGUGUCUUCGCGUUGUUUUUGCACAACAUACAUUCGGACAAUGCAGUUGUCCAAGAGGAGCGAGGGCGACUGGCAGGGGCUGGUCGGCGAGUUCCUGGUGUGUAAGCGUAAACUGGAGAGUAAGAAAGAGGCCCUGCUCAUUCUGUCUAAAGAGCUGGAUACCUGUCAGCAGGAAAGAGACCAGUACAAGCUGAUGGCCAACCAGCUGAGGGAGCAUCACCAGGGGCUCAAGAAGAAGUACAGAGAACUCAUUGAUGGUGAUCCCUCUUUGCCGCCAGAAAAACGCAAACAGGUGAACCUGGCUCAGCUGUUGAGAGACUCGAGGGAGCGGGCGAAACAGCUCGCUGAGGAGGUGAAGGAGCUGACUCAGAGGCUCACGGAGGCCCAGGGGGAUAACAAGCUCCUCAGGAUGACCAUAACUCGACAGAGGCUGGGGGACGAGGACGUGGGGGCGCGCCACUUUCCUGCCCAUGAGCGCGAGGAUCUGGUUCUCCAGCUAGAGAGAGCGGGCCUACAGAUGGAGGAGAUGGAGCACAACGUGAAGGCUGUGACGGACGAGCUGCAGGACGUGAAGGCGGAGCGCAGUGUGUUCAGGGAGAAGGCCGAUCGACUCAAUGUGGAGCUCAACCACAUCUUGGGCAACCACGAGGCACGCAUCAUUGAUGUUGACGCCCUCUGCAUGGAAAACAAGUAUUUGCAUGAGCGCUUCAGCCAACUGCAAGAGGAGGUGAAUCUGCUCAAAUCGAACAUCAUGAAGUACAAGACAGCUCUUGAGAGGAGGAAAAACUCCAGCACAUAUGGGAAAUCAUACAGCAGUCCCCUCACUGGAGUCCUCUCCGCCAAGCAAGUCCAGGACAUGCUCCUGGAAGAGCAGGGCUGCAGCCUGCCGGCCACGCCUCAGUCCAUUUCCGACCUCAAGUCCCUGGCCACAGCCCUGCUGGAGACCAUCCACGAGAAGAAUCUGGUCAUCCAGCACCAGCGGCACACCAACAGGAUCCUUGGAAACAGAGUUGCAGAUCUAGAAAGGAAGCUGAAGACAUUGGAGGUCUCAGGACUGUGGAGCCUCCCAGGCUUGACCUACCGUGUAUCUGUGGGAAUUGGGAGGACACGGAACAGCAUCACGCUGAAUGACAACCUUCAACCAGAGCUUCGUCCGACACCUGCCACGUCUCAGCCACCCAUAGUUGUGUCAGACAACAGAAGUUCAGAUGAAUCAAUGUGGGAAUGCCACACCGCCGGCGGCGACCUUGGCACAGAUGGCUUCAGCAGGGGAGACACACCUGCACUGCUCAACAGUCUGGAGCAACUAGCAGGGGUGGAGAGCAAUGGAAUUGAUGGGAGAGGGGGAGAAAGGGGGACCCUGAUGGAAGAUCGAGGCACCUCAGAGCUGGAGGAGGGGCGUAGUCCGGUGGAAGAGGCGGGGCAAGAGGUAGAAGGGAUCGACCACGAAGAACUAUGCUCCAUGGUGGAGGAGGGAGAAGAGGCGGCCUUGGCGCUGGAUGUGCUGCCCUCUGAAUCAGACCUUCCAUGCCUUCCAAUGGACCAAGCCUCUGUCGAUCAUUCAGAAGCGGGGCAUCAGUGCUGGGAAACUCAGGACAAUGUGCCUGAUAAUGUACCUGAACAUGUAAAGGCGUCCAUAUCGGUUCCAGAGGACCAGGCCACUGAAGUAUCCAGCACAGUGGUGUGGGACAUCCACUGUCGAUCUGCACAGAGUGACACGUGUCAUAGCGACAACUUGGCAUGAUCUUCGAAAGACUUUCAAUUAUUUAAAUCCUGGCCCAUGCCGUUUUAAUUGAUGGUUGCAUUAAUCAUCCCUGGCUGCAUUCUCACAACGUGGGCCCUGCUCACCAGCUCCCUGUUCUGCCCGACAGCUCUUUUUUUUUCCUUCUUUUUUUAGUCAAUAAAACACAGAGAAAACACUUUCACUCUUCAGCCGGCGUCGACAGAGCCGGAGGUGCAUUCGUAUCUAGACAGGCUUGUUACUGCGCAGGAACAGACAAUCUUGAAAUCAAUGGAGUUGCAAACCUCAUGCCCUACAGGAGCUAGGAAAAUAACAAAUAUGGCAACCUCCAGUCUUGGUCUCCAUAUUCCCUUCCGCUUUCCCCCUGCGAUUGGAUAAUCCCAAUUGUUUGCUUUCUUCUUCUUCCUUGGGGAGCUGCAUUUCCGUUGUUACUCUCAUAGGGGGUCCAAAUUAACUCACCAAAACUUGUAAUGAGUGUGUUGUGGAUAUGUGUAAAUUCAUCAUUACAAGAGAUUCUAUUGAUGUCUAUUUUAUCUGUAUUGGUGAAUCUUGUCUAUCAUUCUGUUUUUAUUUUUGCUCAUUUAGAAGUUAAUAUUUGGAUGAGACUUCAUGUGCCUUAUAAAGUAAGUGGAAAAGAUUACUGAUAAAAGUGCAUAAACCUGCAGUACUGUUGGUUGUUAUUUUUCUUUCCAGAAAGGUCAGCUGCUCUGAAACAGACAACAGAGCUGUCAGGUUUCAUUGAAGAUAAGUAAGCAAUCCCCAUAUCUUGAGCACAGAAAAAAAAAUGAUCGGAUCAUUGUCGGGCAGUGAAUCCCAGCCAGGGUUUCUUGUACCACAUCUAAUCAGCUAAUCUGUGGGUGAAAUAAAUGGUUGAAAUGUUUCACUAUAAAUAACUGAUACUGUAAAUUGUGCCACUACCAAGUCGGGGUCGCACAAUUUAACAUAUUCACUUCUUGUAUCUAAUUGAUAAUGUGAAAUGACAUCCAGUUUAAAAUCAAUUUAAAUAUUUGGAAUACGACAGGGCUUGAGGUAUGUCUUGACAAAAACAGGUUGGAAACCAAAUAAAAGGUUUGACUGAUA